This is a messenger RNA of Neohortaea acidophila, 2538 nucleotides long. RefSeq names its product nucleolar protein 14. The record is from RefSeq and is a predicted model, not a curated record. NCBI's taxonomy places the organism in Eukaryota, Fungi, Ascomycota, Dothideomycetes, Mycosphaerellales, Teratosphaeriaceae. Gene Ontology annotation, biological process: maturation of SSU-rRNA. Gene Ontology annotation, cellular component: Noc4p-Nop14p complex; small-subunit processome; nucleolus. The transcript has a single exon. The coding region runs from base 1 to 2538 and encodes 845 amino acids.
AUGCCUCCUUCUCAACUCAAGCGGCUCAAAACGUCGCUCCGAGAAGCGGGCAUCACUGGUCCCCCGAAAUCGAAGAAGCAAAAGCGAGAUUCCAAAGGGAAUAACGACCGCAUAGAGAAGCAGGCCAAGCUGCAACAUCUUCGCGACUCUUUCAAUCCUUUCGAACUACGCGCGCCCUCCUCCCGACCCGAGAAGCACCAGCAUACAGCCAACGGUGCGAGCAAUGGAAAGCUCAGUUACAGAGAUGUGCUGCAUCGGCCCGGUGUCGCCAAAAGCGUGGGCGAAGAGAUGCGAAGAGCCAAGCUUCUGCCGGAGAUGCAAAGGCGUAAUAAAGUUGGAGGGCUGGUGGACCGGAGAAUCGGCGAAGGAGAUGCCAUGAUGACCGCUGAGGAAAGAGCAGAGGAGAGAUUCGCGGCUGGGUUUGUAAAGAAGGGAAAGGCGAAAACCUUGUUUGAUCUUGAGGACAGCGAUGAUGAGGGUGUCGGACUCACACACGGUGGGAAGAAUGUGGACGACCUUCCUGCAGAUGACUUCAACGAGGACGUGGAGGUCAGCGAUGAGGAUGGAGAGCUCAUGCGACGGAAGAGAAGACACCCAGAUGAGCUUGAAGAUGAUGGGGCGAAUGACGCCAACGAGAGCGAGGACGAGGAACAGCCGGAUCGCAAGAAGACAAAGAAAGAGGUCAUGGAAGAGGUGAUUGCCAAAUCCAAAUAUCACAAGUAUGAGCGGCAGAAGGCGAAAGAGGAUGACGAUGAUCUGCGUGAGGUGCUCGACAAAGGCAUGGACGACAUGCUAGCCCUGCUUCGCGGACACAAAGCUCCGCAAGCCCCGACUCGGCCACAGACGAAUACGCCAGCAUUAGAGCCAGCAACAAAUGGCGAGGGCCAUUUCAUGAAUCCCGACCGACAGAAGCUACUCGACGGCGCCGAUCGCCUGGAUGUUGACAAGGAGUACGAUGCUAGACUGAAGCAGCUAGCUCUCGAUGCCAAGGCGAAACCCAGUGACCGGACCAAGACAGAGGAAGAAAAGGCAAAAGAGGAGGCCGAGCGGCUGAGAGAGCUUGAAGACCGACGAUUGAAGCGGAUGCGUGGUGAGCAGGUUGAAGAGGCCGAGGCUGCGGAGAAUGAUGCAACCCAACUGAACGAAGAUGACGACUUUGUCGACGAAGCAGCCGAGUUUGGCUUUGCUGCCGCUAAUCCGUCAAAUAAAGACAAAGACGACAAGCCAGUCGUGCAUGAAGACGAGGACGACUUCGCGCUGGAUGAAGACUUGAUCGCCUCUGAUUCCGAGGCUGAAAUCACCGAUGAAACCGAUUCAGACUCGGAUGCUGAGGACGAAGAGUCCCGCGAAGCGGCCAGAGCACUUGAGGACGAAGAAGACGAGUUCGUCAAGGACAUCCUGGGCGAUGCUCCCAAACCUCAAGGCCAAGUUCAACCUUCGAAACUGGCCUAUGCUUAUCCGUGUCCUCGGUCACACGCUGAGUUGCUUGAUGUGAUCAAAGACACGGAGGCCACCGAAUUGCCGACGAUCAUUCAGCGCAUUCGCGCCCUACAUCAUCCCUCACUCAGCGCGACGAACAAGGAGGCGAUGGCUGAUUUUGCUGCCGCACUCGUGGAACAUUUGUCGUACAUGGGCAUACAUCAGCAGCCACUACCGAUUGCAGAGCAAGUCAUCCGCCACUUGCAUAGCUUAAGUCGAACUUAUCCGGAGGGCAUCGCAGGAGCGUUUAGAGCUCGAAUGAACGAUGCACACACGCGAAAGGAGCUAGAUGCCGGCGAUUGUGUGAUCCUGGCGGCCAUUGGAAGCAUCUACCCCACUAGUGAUCACUGGCACCAGGUUGUCACGCCCGCCAUGACUCUGAUGGCAAGAUGGCUUGGCAUGAAUGUCCCUGACGAUACUCCCAAACAGAAGAAAGGAGCGUUCCUGGUCGCUCUGUGUACAAAGUACCAGCAACGCAGCAAGAGGGUCGUCCCCGAAGCCUUGCGAUUCACCUUGCGGGCUCUAAACACAAAGACAGCCCAGGAUGUCGAAUGGACAAGACAACACAUCCGCAACCUCCUAGCCAUGGCCGAACUAUGGCGCGACACAAGCGCCUUUUCCGAGAUGUUCCAACCCGCCCUCGCCCCCAUCAAAAACCUCAACGCAAAGAAAGCCCACCACACCCUCCAAAUCCUCCUCCAACAAUCCCACCUCCACCGCCGCCCCCUCGAACUCCACCACCACCGCAAACUCCCCAUCCGCACCUCGAUCCCCAAAUUCGAAGAGGGCUUCCACCCCGACAAGCACUACGACCCCGACAAGGAUCGCGCGGACAGCAAGAAGCUGCAGAAGGAGUACAAGCGGGAGCGCAAGGGGGCGCUGCGCGAGCUGCGCAAGGAUGCGAAUUUCAUUGCGCGCGAGCAGUUGCGCGAGAAGAGGGAGCGGGAUGCGGAGUAUGAGAGGAAGUAUCGGCGGUUGGUGGCGGAGGUGCAGGGCGAGGCCGGGCAUGAUGCGAAGGUUUAUGAGAGGGAGAAGGCGGGGAGGAAGAGGAGGGGGUGA